AUAAAAGCCAUUCUGGAGCAAGCAUCUAGGUCUCACACAAAAGCACGCACCCCUCGAAUCACAUUGAACAAAUGGACGACCCUCCCCCACCGCACCCCGAACCAAGUGCCUCCGAGUGGGACUACUCUUCCGAAGAAGACCCCCUUGCGAGCAUAUCCCCCUCAGAAAUCACAGUCGCAAUCUUCUGCGCCCUGCCCAUCGAAUCCGUCGCCGUGCGGUACACCCUCGACGAAGAGUUCCAGUGCCGACCGCAACAACGCAAUCCCCAAAACAAAUACGUCUUCACUUACGGGCGCAUCGGCGAGCAUAAGGUGGUGCUCGCCCGGCCGCAUCAGAUCGGUCCCGUCAAGGCGGCCCUGUGCGCCGCGGCGGUCAGCGGGCUGUUCCCGACCGUGCGGUUCGCGCUGAUGGUGGGCAUCGGAGCGGGGAUUCCCGGCAAGCGGGAUAUCCGGCUGGGGGAUAUUGCUGUUGGUGUGCCGAGGGAGAAUCAUCCGGGGGUGGUGGAGUAUGAUUUGGGGAAGUAUGAGAAGGAUGGCUUUGUCUUGAAGGGGGCGUUGAACAAGCCACAUCCGGUUCUGGUUAGUGCGGAUGGCGCGUUGGAGGAGGAGGAGAUCAUGGGGCGGAGGCCGCUGCGGAGGGUCUUGAGGGAGCUGAUGCGAAGGCCCGGGUAUGGACGGCCGGAGCUGGAGGAUGUGCUUUAUGAUCCGGGAUUUCAUCAUGUAAACAAAGGGGAGAGCUGUUGGGCGUGUGAUGUGGCUGACGAGAGGAAGGUUGUUGCUCGUCCGGUGCGCGCGGGUAAGGGAGGGUAUCCGGUCGUUCAUCGGGGGUUGAUUCUCUCCGGACGUGGAGUGAUCAAGAAUCCUGAGGAUCUAGAUCGUCUCCGUCGCGGUCAGGAUGAUGCCAUCUGUUUUGAAAUGGAGGCAGCCGGAAUCGUGGACGAGAUCCCCUGCCUCGUGAUCCGCGGGAUCUGUGACUACGCGGAUACACACAAGCAGGACGGGUGGCAUCGGUACGCUGCAGCGGUGGCGGCGGCGUACUGCAAGGCGGUACUGUGCAAGAUUGAUGGCCCUGAGGAGCUCAAAGAUCCCGUGAAGCAAAGGACUGGCGACGCGUUCGGAGAGUGUGAUUUCGCAAUGUCGCGCCACCAUCCUCACUCGGACAAUCUGCCCUGGUCGGAUGCCGCUGCUGCCGUACCACGUCGCUUGCUCCCAACUUCGGAGAUUUCCACAAGCACGUUUUGUCAGGAUGCCACGAAAUCGCGUGCACCGGCACGUUGGUUCGAUGACUGACUCAGUUAAACUCCAGAAUUAUCAGGAUGGAUGCGGAUCAGUGCUGGAGGCUGCAUUUGGAGUAAAGGUCCAGGGACCAGGACCCUUUUCUUGCUAGUGUGUAUAGUGUACGUAGUUAUCAGUGGACAAGGGCGGAGAUUACUCGGGCUUGGUCCCUUACUUACCGAGAUUAUACCGAUUGCAUUUAAC
Messenger RNA from Aspergillus uvarum CBS 121591, 1478 nucleotides. Its product is annotated as 5'-methylthioadenosine/S-adenosylhomocysteine nucleosidase family protein. Gene Ontology annotation, molecular function: catalytic activity. The coding region runs from base 72 to 1289 and encodes 405 amino acids. Gene Ontology annotation, biological process: nucleoside metabolic process. The record is from RefSeq and is a predicted model, not a curated record. Lineage: Eukaryota; Fungi; Ascomycota; Eurotiomycetes; Eurotiales; Aspergillaceae. The transcript has a single exon.